Molecule: messenger RNA, 1571 nt
Organism: Cebus imitator (Panamanian white-faced capuchin)
Lineage: Eukaryota; Metazoa; Chordata; Mammalia; Primates; Cebidae
Gene: ANXA13
Product: annexin A13
Exons: 12
Coding region: 78-1151 (357 amino acids)
Cellular component (GO): cytoplasm
Molecular function (GO): calcium-dependent phospholipid binding; calcium ion binding
Source: RefSeq, a predicted model, not a curated record
AAAACCAUUGUAAACUUUGCCUGUAGGAGAGCUAAUCUCUUAAUAAAAUACAGAAAAACCAUCUCAGAAAAAGGAAAAUGGGCAAUCGUCAUAGCCAGUCGUAUACCCUCUCAGAAGGCAGUCAGCAGUUGCCCAAAGGGAACACCCAACCCUCGACAGCCGUGCAGCCUCUCAGCCACCCAUCAGGAAAUGGAGAGCCAGAGGCCCCACAGCCUGCUAAAGCAAGCAGUCCUCAGGGUUUUGAUGUGGAUCGAGAUGCCAAAAAGCUGAACAAAGCCUGCAAAGGAAUGGGAACCAAUGAAGCAGCUAUCAUUGAAAUCUUAUCGGGCAGGACAUCAGAGGAGAGGCAACAAAUCAAGCAAAAGUACAAGGCAACAUACGGCAAGGACCUGGAGGAGGUACUCAAGAGUGAGCUGAGUGGAAACUUCGAGAAGACAGCCUUGGCCCUUCUGGACCGCCCCAGCGAGUAUGCCGCCCGGCAGCUGCAGAAGGCUAUGAAAGGUCUGGGCACAGAUGAGUCUGUGCUCAUUGAGGUCCUGUGCACGAGGGCCAAUAAGGAAAUCAUCGCCAUAAAAGAGGCCUACCAAAGGCUAUUUGACAGGAGCCUCGAAUCAGAUGUCAAAGGUGAUACAAGUGGAAACCUAAAACAAAUCCUGGUGUCCCUGCUACAGGCUAAUCGCGAUGAAGGAGAUGACGUGGACAAAGAUCUAGCUGGCCAGGACGCCAAAGAUCUGUACGAUGCAGGGGAAGGCCGCUGGGGCACGGAUGAGCUUGCUUUCAAUGAAGUCCUGGCCAAGAGGAGCUACAAGCAGUUACGAGCCACCUUUCAAGCCUACCAGAUUCUCAUUGGCAAAGACAUAGAAGAAGCCAUUGAAGAAGAAGCAUCAGGAGAUUUGCAGAAGGCCUAUUUGACUCUUGUGAGAUGUGCCCGGGACUGCGAGGGCUAUUUUGCUGAACGUCUGUACAAGUCGAUGAAGGGUGUGGGGACAGAUGAGGAGACAUUGAUUCGUAUAAUCGUGACCAGGGCCGAGGUGGACCUUCAGGGGAUCAAAGCAAAGUUCCAAGAGAAGUAUCAGAAGUCUCUCUCUGACAUGGUUCACUCGGACACCUCCGGAGACUUCCAGAAACUGCUGGUAGCCCUCUUGCACUGAGCCAAGCCAGGGUAACAGGAACACAGGAUGGAACCGCCUUUGUCAGGAGCACAUUCCAAAUCAAACUUGCAAAUGACACUCCUGCAUGAAAAACCCUCAAGAGUCCUGGAUUACUUUCUUGGCAGCCUAAGCAGCACAGCCAGGCCAAGCUGUUUAAGUUAAGGGCAGCAAUGUCAAGAUGCUUGGGCAGGGUACCUUGAAUGCUGGCUUAGCAAGCAUCUGGGCUGCCUAUUCACUUUCCUUUAGCAUGAUAACCGGAUGCUUUCUAAACACAAAUGAAAUCAGCAGUUGAUGAAAAAAUAAUGCAUUUGUAAUGGCACAUUUAGAAGAAUAUGCAUCACCCAAGGGUGUGUAUGCUCUGGGUUAAGAUUGAAUGACUGAGGUACAGGAAAGACAAAAUUAAACAAUUUAUUAAUUUUC